This is a messenger RNA of Bactrocera dorsalis (oriental fruit fly), 5311 nucleotides long. RefSeq lists its product as uncharacterized. Lineage: Eukaryota; Metazoa; Arthropoda; Insecta; Diptera; Tephritidae. Gene Ontology annotation, cellular component: plasma membrane. The transcript has 7 exons. Bases 374 to 4642 code for a protein of 1422 amino acids. The record is from RefSeq and is a predicted model, not a curated record. Gene Ontology annotation, molecular function: protein binding.
GUUAUUCAGUUUGUCUUGUUUCUCUGAUUUGUGUUGCGGAAAACGGAAAACAGCGGAAAGUUCUUUCAUAGUUGGUUGUCUACGUUUUAUACUCACUGAAAAGAAAAACUAUUGGAAAAAUUUAAUGAUAACAUUUGGAAUUUGUUAAAAACUUAUUUAUGUAAAUGGUAUACAAUAAGCUUUGUAGUAACCAAAACAACUAUUGAAUCAUAUUCGUGUAGUAUCCUUGGAGAAAAAUAAUUUUCACAUUUUGGUUAUUAAAAAAGUAAAGGCAGAAAGUGCAAAAAUGGAAGUGGCUAAAAAAUUGGUAUAAUAUGCCGCUAAAAAAUGUCAACAUAAUGCCAUACAAAUUUUUGAAAUUAUAUACUGAAAAAUGGAAACAAUAUCCAAGAUUUCCCUGAUAUUGGUUCUAUUCUUAAUUUUUGAAAAUAUUUUUGUUGUGGAUGUGAGUGCAGUUUCGCCGGCUGCCAAUGCAAAUGAGAACUACUAUAAAACCACAAAUGUCGGUCUUGCGGCUGCCGCUGUCGCCGCUCCCGCAGAUUUAGUCGCAGAUGAACCAUUUUUGCCUAACCUUCAAGCUGCGCAACAACAACAAAAUGCAGCAGUAUCCAAACCACGGCCACAGAUAACUGAUUCAAAAUUACCUCUCUUUCAACAACAACAACCAGCCUCAUGUAUAUCGACAUUCGUAAAAGAAGAGCAGCAAGUGCAACGGUCACAGAAAAAGUAUGAGCACGAAAUCAACGUAUUGGGCUAUAAAAUUCAAAUACCAUCCUUUGUAAUGGAUGGUAUUUCUCUGCCGUCAGCAGGAGAUUCAAAUAGCAACGUAGUUAAUAGUGCGGAUGUAGCCACUACAUUGGAACAGACUGCCGGUGGCGGGGAAGAUGAGAAUGUAUUCAAAUUCUACUGCGAGAAUACCACUAUUGCGAAUGUCAAUACGGAGUUGCGUUCGAAAAUGUACAUUAAAUACGCUUAUAUACUUCUGCAGCAUUGUUAUCCUAAUGAAGAAGCGCAGUCUCUGCAGUUGCAACAGUACGAAAGCGUGCGACACUUUAAGUGGACGUACAGUAAUAUACAUGACCCACAAAUGGAUACACUUUUUUCGAACUACAAAUCCAAUUUCGAGUACUUGGAAUCUCUGGAUCUAACCGCAAAUCAAUUGGAAUGUACACGCUGGGCUCAAUCCCAAACCGUUCGCAGACUGAGAGUUUUGAAGUUAACCCGCAAUGGCAUAGACACGCAAAAUUGCGCACUUUCCGAAUUCCAGCAUAUGAAUCAUUUAGUUGAGCUGCGAUUGGAUGACAACCGCAUACAUAUGUUGAAUCAGCAAUUCUUGGGUCACCUUAGCGAACUAAGAGAUUUGAAUUUAACAAGUAAUCUGCUACGCGAUUUGCAGCGCAACAUUUUUAGUGGCGCAAUUAAGCUGCAACGCCUUUAUUUGGCGCACAAUCGUUUGACGACUUUGCCCUUUCAACUAUUUCAGAGUAUGCGUGAACUGCAAACGCUCGAUCUUUCGCAUAAUAGUUUACUCUCCUUUCCCGAUAAUUUCUUCGCGUUAAAUAGCGAACUACGAGAGAUGUAUCUGCAAAAUAACGCUAUGGAGACAAUCGGCAAGAACACGUUUCACAAUUUGCGAAAGUUGCGCUAUUUAGAUUUAUCCGAAAACAAAAUAAAUAGCAUAGACCGCAAAGCUUUUGAGUCACUCUCGAAUCUAUUUAUGCUAAAUAUGUCGAUGAAUAGCAUUAGCACCAUUUCCUCGAUACUUUUUCAUCCGCUAAACAAUCUGCAACAGCUCGAUUUGAGUCACAACACAUUCACCCAAUUACCCAGCGGCAUAUUUAUGUCGCAACGUGCGUUACUUGUUCUGCGCAUUGACUCGACACCACUGGAGAGGAUUGGUAACUUCAUUUCCCGCAACAGUGACUACGUCGAUCCAAAGGUGUUGUCGAAUUUGCGUGUCCUUUCCAUGCAACACAACAAACAGUUGACACAACUCACGCGUACACUCUUCCGUAACACGCCCAAUCUACAUGAGCUGCUCUUAGCAGGCAACGCAUUGCAGCAUUUGCCCACUGAAAUCGGACAACUGAGUCAAUUGCAACGCUUGAAUGUGCGUGACAACAGGCUGACUUAUAUACCGGAGAGCGUGAAAUAUCUGCCGAAUUUACGUUUCAUUCACAUACGACACAACGACUACAUAUGCGAUUGCCGAAUGUUCUGGUUGGGUGAAUGGCUAACUAAUAGCAGCUCAACGCUGCGUCGUCUACGUGCCACCUUAUAUAAGAGUAGUGUUAUGUUGGCAGAUACAUCAGCAAUGGAUAUGGGUGAUGACAUAGAUGAACUCAUUGAGUCACUGACUUGCCACCACGGUCAUCCAGGUGAUAUGGUGAAUGUGUUACAACAUCUGCACUGCUUGAAACCGGUUAUACUGGAGUCGUCCGACUCGAAAAUGCACAAACUACACUCAACGGCGAAACUAGAGUGUAUAUUUUCGGGCAGUCCUACGCCAGAUGUAAUAUGGGUAACACCCACAAAUCAAAUUUUACGACAUCAUGCUGAUCCCGACAAGCGACCGGUUAUAAUUAACCACAGUGAUAAAGAGCUCGGGCUCGGACAUUUGCCGCUCACAUCGCUAAUAAUGGAGGAUAAUAUGCUGAAUAUUAGUUUGCAGACAGCCGAUGUGAUGAAUCGGGUGACCUUGAUUGAGAACGGUUCAUUACUGGUGCACAACAUAUCGCGUGGUGACAGUGGACUCUAUACCUGCUACGCCUACAACAUAAUGGGUAAUUCGUCGGCGUUUAUGAGAAUUUACAUCGAUCCAAUCGUCUUCUAUCGUAUUAAAAUCGAGAGUCUUUUAUCGGGCACCGCUGCUGCCACCGCCUUUCUUUUGUUAACGCUGAUCGUGCAAGGGCUUCGUGCGCUCUUCUCCAAAUGUGGUAUAUUUGAUAGAUUCUAUUGCUGUGUGCGCAACAAGCAGUCGCCGAGGGCGCGUCAAAUUUAUGCCAUGCUCGAUAGCAUUGAGUGCUACAAAAGUCAGCAAUUGGAACGACUGCGCGAGAAUUAUGCGCAACAAGUGCAUCGUAUACGAGAGAAUUGUGUGCAGCAAGUUGAAUGGAUUCAGAGUAGUUAUACAUCUCAGGCCAAAUAUUUAAAAGAAUUUAGAGACAUGGGUUCCACUCAUCUAACAGCACUAAAAGAUCAAUAUUACGAUCAGGUGAAAAAGGUUCGUGAUUAUUCCACGGGUCAGUUGAAUUGGGUGCGCGAAAAUUACGUCUUCCAGCGUAACAAAAUUCGUAAAUUUAGCGCACAUCAAGUUUUGCGCUUACGUGAAGGCUACAAAUAUCAACAACAGUCGCUGAAUAAAGUAUUGGAAAAUCUUCCAAGUUUUUAUUUUGAAAAUUGUCGCGGUCGCUGCGAAGAGGAUAUAGCUGAAGAUAUUGAAGUGUAUUUCAAGAGUCAACUCGGCGAUCAGUUCAAUCCUAGCGCAGCCAAGGUGAAGAGUUUGAAAAACAAAUUAGCCGUCAUGGCUUUGAAUUCGGCGAGCAAAGCAUCGGUGUAUUAUACACCGCCCGAAGAUGAUCUAAGGCGAUCGAGCCUUCAGUUGCAGACUUCUCCUAUACACAUCAAUUAUAUUAAUGAAAAUUUGGACCAUAAGAAAUUCGAAUUGAACGGAACGAAAUUUAGCAGAGAAUUCCUCAUGAAUACCCCCAUGCUGUUUGGCAGUUGUGGCGACGAAAACUAUGGCAAUGGCUUGACAUCACUAUCCAGAGCUGAGAUCACUUUAAGUCAAUUGAAAAUAAAUGAUAAGCAUCCGGCGGGUGCGGGUAGUAUUGAAGAUAAUAAUUGUUAUGACGCCACAUUGGCGAAUAAGUUAGAACCAAUGAAAACUGCCGAGAAGAAUAAAAAUGGCCACAAGCAUGAGCAGGCAUAUGAGCGACUGACAGCAAAUGCAAUACAUGGCAGUGGCCGACGGCACGCAGAAAGACAUGCAGAUAAUGCUGCGGGCGGAGACAACAAUAUAGAAUUGACUGAACUCUGCGAUUAUAAGGAUAUGAACGAUGUAAAGAGCUCCAAGUCGUGUCCGGCCAUUUACAAAGUUUCCAAACAACAAGAUGGCUCAACACUGCAUGAGCUACUGACUGAUAACCAAAGGGGGGAUGGAAAUUCGAACAGCACACGACUAAAUCAUGUCGGCGAGCCGACUCACAUACAUGAAACGGAACUCUUCCAUAGAGCAAGCACAUCCGGCAGUGGUGGCAAAGGUGGACGCAAGAUCUGCAAGGAGAAGUUGAACAUCAUAUUGGACGAGAGCGGUAAAUCCACUCUUUACAAUGGCGCACCACCAUCUGAGGUGUGCGGUGGUGCGCGAAUAAAGGAUACAAAAUAUGCUUCAUUCUCCACGAUGGCGUCGUCGUCACAAAGCAAAAACAGUUUGCCAGAUUUGAAGGCGUGCGACGGUGGCGACAAUGAAGCGGGUGAUUGUAAGUACAAGGAAGAGCUAAACUGCAGCGAUUCGGUUCCAGCUUCAUCGUCUGGGUCGAUAACAACAUCGAACCUUGACAACAUUAGCUUCAGCAGUAAUUCCAACAAUAGCAGCUGCAAUGGCAACCAACGUAGUGUAGAUGUAGUUAAUCUUACUUAGAGAUUCAUAUUUUUAGCCAUUAUCUAAUGCAUUAGAAAAGAAAAUGUUACAUAUUUAACAAAACCAAAACAAAAAACAAAAAAACCCGAAAAACUAAAACAGGAAAUCAAUGAAAAAUAUUUAUAUUAUGGAGAUGAAGUGAAGUAAUUGUAAGAUAUAACUGAAUGAAAGAUUUAUAUUAAAAUUUUUGCGCGAAAGCGAAGUUAUUAUGAAUACAACAUAAAGGUAAUAUAAAAGUAAAGAAUUAGAUGAUUUGUUUGCUCUAAAAAUAAGACACAGAUAAAUUAAACACUAUUUCGCAAAGUCACACAGCAAAAGUGUUGUUAUACACAUUUUAGCAUGUAUAAAAAUUUUAAAAUAAAUGCAAUCAUUACAUUAUUUCCAACAAUUGCGAAAAUGAAUGGCGACGCCAAAUUGUACAACAUAAAGCUGGCAGUUAAAAUGUAUGGAUUUUGUCGUCGAGCGUAACUUCAUUUAUACUUUUCCUUUACAUAUACAUAUGUCUGUAUGUACAUAUGUAUGUAUGCAGGCAUAUUAUUCUAGAUGAACAUUUGUGAGCUUCAAAACGAGCCAAAACUUGUAUGCCCAUUGGAAGCUUGAUUUGAAAAUCAGAACAUGGCGUCCAAUGAGGCACCUUCAAUAUAAACAAAUAAAUAAAUUCAACAUUCA